Penicillium salamii is the source of this 507-nucleotide messenger RNA. NCBI's taxonomy places the organism in Eukaryota, Fungi, Ascomycota, Eurotiomycetes, Eurotiales, Aspergillaceae. The record is from the annotation of a GenBank genome assembly.
AUGUCGCAAUCGCUCCGGCCGUAUCUCCACGUUCGGUCGUCUUUGACCGCCGCGCUUACGAUCUCCAACUUCGCUUCGCAGGCAUCGGAACGGCACAACACCCCACAAGUGGAAGCCCGCGACAGUCCCGAAUUGCUUCUGAACCCGUUGCACAUUAGCAGAAAUGAAAACGAGAAGGUUUUCAUUGAACCCUCCCGAAAUUCCGUUCGAGUCUCCAUCCGCAUCAAGCAGGCAGAUGAGAUCGAGCACAUCCUGGUCCACAAAUUCACUCGCUUCCUCACCCAGCGAGCGGAAUCAUUCUUCAUCCUGCGCAGGAAGCCGGUUGAGGGCUUCGAUAUCUCCUUCCUCAUUACGAACUUCCACACCGAAAAGAUGCUGACCCACAAGCUUAUCGAUUUCGUGAUCGAAUUCAUGGAGGAGGUCGACAAGGAGAUCUCGGAGAUGAAGCUCUUCUUGAAUGCCCGUGCUCGAUUCGUCGCCGAGUCUUUCCUGACACCGUUCGAUUAA